GGUGCCUGCGCGGCGUGCGGCGCCUGCGCUAAGAUGGCGGACGAUAAGGACCCGCUGCCCAAGCUGAAGGACCUCGCUUUCCUGAAGGACCAGCUGGAGAGCCUGCAGCGCAGGGUGGAGAACGAGAAUGGCUCUCUGCUGGCAUCGCCCUUUCUCAAAGGCUUCCUGGCAGGCUACCUGGUAGCCAAACUUCGCUUCUCGGCCGUCCUGGGAUUCGUGGCUGGGACCUGCACAGGGAUAUAUGCUGCUCAGAACUAUGCUGUCCCCAACGUUGAAAAGACAGUCCGGGACUAUUUCAGUUCACUGAAAAAAGGUCGGGACUAGCACGGAGCCCUUCGCAGCGGUGACUGUAGGAAUGGUACUCCUUAGUUAGCAGGCAGAGAAGAUUCCUGGGGCUUUCAGAGGCACAUCACGUACACUGUUCUUUUCCACUGGAAAAGGGCUUUACACCACAUCAUCGUGAGCAUCAGCGGGUCUGGUUAUGGGGUAUUUAUUAGAGCAUCGUGACAGCGGUGAUUGCUCCACUAACUCACAGUAGCUUGGAUGCAUCGGUGGCCAGUGUUUUGCCAGCUGCCUUUUCCCCUCACCUUUCUCUGUGCCCCUGCAGACUGAAAGGCUGCCUGUGACAUGUCAUCACGCUCACCACCCCUACGCCCUUCCACUGAGUGCACGCUUUUCCCUAGGAACAUGCUUCCUGUGGCUUCCUGGGGAGGCUUGUAGUUCUCUUCCUAACAAAAGACAAAACGAUUCUCUCCCACUGCAUCAGAAAUGUAGCAGGUAACAUCCUGUUUUAAUCAGGCUCAUUAAAUUCAUGGUAUUUGGUCUCUUCUUGAAUGUUCUAGGGUGUGAGUCUGUCUGGCUUCUCUGCGCUGAUAGCAGCUCACCUUUGCUGGCUACCACCUGAAAAUGGUGCUGUUUGGUAAUGCUGCUGGCUCUGCAAACUGGGUGCUCCGGAGGGGGCUGUGGGGACUGAUGCUGGUGUUGUCUGUAGCCAUAUACGGCUCUCAUGCUCCCCUCCUGACCCUGUGCAAGGUAGAUGGGAUGAUCCCCUUCAGCUCCACGUCCGUCGUUGUUCUUGUUGAGCUGACAAAACUGGUGUUCUCCCUCCUGUUCCUGCUGACCUGGGACCGGGAGCUGCUGGGAGUUGCCGUGUCAUGGCGCCACGUUGUCCCCUUCGCCCUCUCUGCCUUGCUCUAUGCUGCCAACAACAACCUGGUGGUUCACAUGCAGCUCUUCAUGGAUCCCAGCACCUACCAGGUCUUGAGUAACUUAAAGAUCGUCAGCACCGCGCUCCUCUACAGCCUCUUCCUGCGCCAACAGCUCGCCAUGCGCAGAUGGCUGGCUCUCUUCCUGCUGGUGGCUGCUGGGGUGAGCUACAGCUGUGGCGGCCUGCGAGACCCUGGCAGCCCCUCUGAGAUGCAGCUGCACAUCACGCUGCUCGGCUUGUUGCUGAUCUCUGUGUACUGCCUGAUAUCGGGCUUGUCUGCUGUCUACACAGAAGCCAUCCUGAAAACCCAGGCGCUGCCUCUCAGCCUUCAGAACCUCUUCCUUUACUUCUUUGGGGUCCUGUUCAACUUGAUCGGCUACUUCUGGAGCGGCACAGAAGGCGGUUUCUUGGAGGGCUUCUCCUCCUGGGUGCUAGUGAUUGUGGUCAGCCAGGCCUUGAACGGCUUGAUCAUGUCUGUGGUCAUGAAGCACAGCAGUAACAUCACCAGGCUCUUCGUGAUCUCCUGCUCUAUCCUGGUCAAUGCCCUCCUGUCUGUCACCCUCUUCAACCUGCAGCUCACCCUCCUUUUCUUCGUUGCUGUCUCGUGCAUUGGCCUUGCUGUUCACUUGUACUAUGGGGUCAGAUAGCUGCUGCCUUCCUGUCCUGCACGCACCAGGGUGGUCUUUAGUCGUUCCUCAGGGGUGUUCAGCGCUUCUGCUGGGGCUGGUGUAAGAAGCAUAGCGGUGCUCUGCCCGUCGGCCUCCCCACCCAACUUUGCAGGGAGCCGCUCCUGCUGGGUGCGUACCAGGCUAGCAUGGAGGAGUGCUGGGGAGGGAGUGCCCCAUCCCUCUCUCCAGGGAGAGGUUGGGCCCUGCUCCAGCCCAGUGGGGCUCCGUGCCACGGGGUUCCUGUGUGAUCAGGCGGGCACAGCCUCGAGGGCGGGUCCUGGAUACCUCGUUCACGUGGCGUAUUGCAUUCUCAAGCUGCUUCCCCCAUCUUCCCCGCACCAAAGAGCGCACUUGUUUCUUGUGCCUGUUAAUGGUCCCGCAGUGGUUAUCUCUGCUGUGCUGUGGGCUCUGCGCACGGGCAGCCCUGCUGCACAAUCACUGCCAGGCCAGCGUUGGUCCGACGCUGUUUUGACUACUGUGGAUGGUGCUUCCCCGUGGCAGGGGGCCAUGUCCAUCCGACAUGCCCAGCCGAUCCCCAGCCCUUGGCUUCAGGGAAGCCUCGGCACUGUGGGAGGUGACCCCUGCUGGCCUGUGACCCCUCAGAGCCCCUGGUGAGGUGGGAAGAGGGUUUCUCCCUCCAGGUCUGGGGAAGGAGCUGAGUGUUGCUGCCUGGAGAGCCUCAUGCCAUGGCCAGAGGUGUUUUUCCCACCUCUUUCUGGUUUUUUGGCACACCCCUUGCCCCAGCCCCUGGCUGAAGGGCUGCUCUCUGUAGGCCCCACUCCCCAUGCAGAGCAGAUGGGAAAUAAGGGGUGCAGGAACUGUUUCACCUGCUCCCCAAAAGGGAGAGAGCACCUGAAUUUGUACCAAUGCUGUGGCUAGUGAGUUCCUGACAGGCAGAAGUCACCGCUGGCUCCAGCCAGGGUUAUUAAAGUUGUGGUUCAACA
Molecule: messenger RNA, 2819 nt
Organism: Grus americana (Whooping crane)
Lineage: Eukaryota; Metazoa; Chordata; Aves; Gruiformes; Gruidae
Product: SLC35A4 upstream open reading frame protein-like
Exons: 3
Coding region: 34-324 (96 amino acids)
Source: RefSeq, a predicted model, not a curated record